AUGAUUUACAGCAGCCAAACGCCUGGCAGAGACAGAGACAAGCGUGGUGGACAGAACACCAAGAACUAUUACCUUGUCUGGCUAUACAUCCUUGCACUCCGUCUCGUCGCCCCGGCCAGUUUUGUCUAUUGCCUCGUGCACUUCUUGGUUUACAUCUUUCAAGUCCCAUGUCCUACCUUAACCAGCCGCCCAUGGCUUACUCUUGCCUCGUUCUCUGAAGUUGUUUUCUUCCUCAGCAUCCUACGGAAGAGAUGCCAUCUUGAGGGUGCUCCCCCAAAAACUGGCUUCAGAACACACUACGAGCGUGAUGACCUGUUCUACAAAUGCUGCGACUACGUACCAAGCCUCGAGAGGUUCCUCACCAACUGGUUCCAGGGUGCCAGGGUCGAGGAUCUCCGCCGGGACGACAUCAAAGACUUCCUCGCCUGGACCUUUGCUAAGAAGUCGAUAAGUUUCCAAUACUACGAUUGCGACCUUGACCAUUACAUCACACACAUGGAGGGCGUUCUUGGUAGGACCUUUCCCCCGGGGCGAGGCUGCCAUCAAGCCAUGCGCUUGUCGCUCGAUCCGUUGCAGGUUCAGCACAAGCCGCUAGUCUAUUACCUGUUCGUCGUCGGCUUUGCAGACGUAGUUUCAUAUUUCCGGCUCAGGCUCUCUGGCUUCGAUCACUACCGACUCCCCUUAUACAAGCGCAUGUCUGUUUUCCCCUGGCGACCACAAACGAUCUUUUCGAGGACAAUCUCUCCCUCGGAACACUUAUCGUACUUCUACCGACCGCACAGUCGACGUGAUCGGCGACCUGUCCUCUUUAUCCAUGGCUUCGGUCACGGCAUAUCAAAAUAUUCCCGCUUCCUCAAAGACUUUGACCGCCAAAACGGCGACAGCAGCAGCGGCGUGGGCAUCAUCGCUCUGGAGAUUAUGCCGCUCACUACGCGCAUCAACGAGGACGACAUGCUCCCUAUGGACAAGCUGAUGCGGGAAAUUCGGCUGGUUCUGGCAAAACACGGCUGGAAUGAGGUCACGGUUCUAGCCCACUCGGUCGGUACCACCAUCGCCACCCAGCUGCUGCAGCACUUCUGCCAUGUCCCGACCAUCGGCCCGAUGGUCCUCGUCGACCCGAUUGCGAUGACGCUGCACUGGGGCGAGGCGCAGUUCAACCUCCUCUACCGCGAGCCCCGGACGGCGGCCGAGCGGGAGAUGCGGUACCUCUUCGGGGCCGACAUGACCAUCGCGCACAGCGUCACGCAGGAGUUCGGCUGGCAGGACAGCCUGGCCUGGCGGACCGAGUUCUACGGCCGGGAGGUGGCCUUUCUGGUCUCGGGCGAGGAUCUACUCGUUGGCGCACAGGAGACCGUCGAGUACCUCAGCACGUGCGCCGAGGUCCCCGUCCACGCCUCUGAUUCCGCGGACGUUGCGCUGAACCCUGCGCGGUAUGUCACCAGGCAGCCACGUGCCGUGAUCCUGCACGAGGGGCUGGGCCACGGCGAGGUGUUUGACAGCCCUGAGAACUGGAGAGUCUUGAAGGGCGUUCUCCACCAGCAUUGCCGUACCAAAGAUGAUUGA
Molecule: messenger RNA, 1563 nt
Organism: Clonostachys solani
Lineage: Eukaryota; Fungi; Ascomycota; Sordariomycetes; Hypocreales; Bionectriaceae
Source: the annotation of a GenBank genome assembly